Messenger RNA from Amoebophrya sp. A25, 4554 nucleotides. Lineage: Eukaryota; Dinophyceae; Syndiniales; Amoebophryaceae. The record is from the annotation of a GenBank genome assembly.
GUGCAAUGAGCGAGGCGGCUUUCUACUAGUGCGUGAUCUAGUGCUCCUGCACACAAUCAAUUAGUAGUUGUAAUUGAGAGCGAAGAUGAGAGUUGCCAGCAGUAGGUAACGUUGAUGAGAGACCGUGGAGUUAGCGUACAACAAGUAGGCAUCUUCUAUUGUAAGGUCAUUAUCAUAUAUCAUGGUGGAUUAUAGAGAUACUACUUCUAGGACGUGAUUACUUUUACUGCUUGUGGCGUCAUCAAAUUGCCGGAGAAGUGGGAUUUUUGGAUGGGCAGUUUCAUGGCAUUUGACGACAAUGUCUCGACUCCUCAUCACGAUGACGAUUUUUGAAUUUUGCCGAUUCGCUAUGUUCUAGCUCAGUAUAACUUCAUCCUCCAACAUUGCGUGUGCGAUGGAGCACCAGAAAAUUUUACCGGCAACAACAUCACGUCGUUGCUGGACCAGGGCGCCAGAUUGUUCAAACUCAACAAGCAGAAGAAGGGCUUUUUCAGCACGACUUGUGAAGAAGCAGAUGAAUGAAAAAAGCAAUAUGGACAACGUUGGUAGCAUGAUGUCCGACAUUUUUCUCCGUUGUUGCGAUUAUUUGUCGAUUCGCUUGCCGCCUCCAUCGCAAAGGAAGAGAAGAGACGACUUGGGCUUUUCCCAGAGUUUCACAAACAUGCGCUUGAACAGAAGCUUCGUCGCGUUGAUGUUACCUGCCAUUUUGCAGAUCAAAAGUGCAAUCGGGCAACCAGACUUCGUACCUGGCAUCGCGGAUGAGGACAUCAUGAGUCAUGCCGAGUACUUGCAACUGAAGCGAGACCUUCGCGAUAGCUGUCGUUAUGUAUGACUCAAAGGCGAUGAAGAUUUAUUAGGACUAGUGCACAGGUAAUUUACCUCUAGGUGUAGUAUUCCUCAUUUCAAGCACUGUUCUCUCCGCUUCAAAGCUUAUUUGAUCAAAAAAUCCUACAGACAUGACAACUAGCACAUGUCAAAAAAUGCUAGAAGUAGAACUGGCUUGGUUUUUUGCUUUUUCCUACGUGUAAUGAUAAUGACAUGUUGACAAGAAUCCCUCUUUUGAUUUUUCUCGUACUUCUUGUUCCUCCUUGGAUGACAAAUUCACUUUGGGGGGUAGAGUCUUCUCCUAGAUGUAUCUUCAUAUUCCAUGCGAAGCUCAAGGUCGAGCAGUGAAAAAAGUGCGGCUGCGUCAGGAAGCGACCAUAGCGUAUCAGCAAAAGCAGAUGAUGGAGAGUCGCCUGUUACAACUGUGACAGCUACCUGGACAUUUCCGCCUGGAACGAUCAACCGUCUGUUUGAUUAUCAUGGAUCUGACCGUGGCUUCAAGAAACACAUGUACGGCUCAACCUACGACUACUUCUUUAUGAAUGGAGAUUUCUGCCGUGAAUGUGAUUUAAUAGUAGUUGAUUGAUUUGUAUCUCGUUUUCUACAUCUACUUGUUUCAACGGUUAUUUCAAUUACCCGGUUCACAUGGUGAAAUUUUGAGUACCAGCAUUAGCGGAACAAUCAGCGGGCGCUCUACUUUUCCUCUACAAGAACGACUUACACGACUGAUAUAUCUCGUCUGUUCAUUCUUCAUACUUCGUAGUUUCCGUUCAUGCUUUUCCAGUUCCGUCGAUGUGAAGUACGCAACCUGUUGGAAAUAGGGAUUGGUUCCGUGAAUCCGAAGUCACCAGGUCACAUGCUAGAACACAAGGAUCGUGGAGAUCACAAUUACCAGCCGGGCCCUUCUUUGCGUGUCUGGCGGGAUUUGUGUCCCAAUGCAGUCAUCUACGGCUUCGAUAUCGAUCCAGACGCGAUGAUACGUGGAGAAGAACGAAUCAAAACGUUCACCGUCGACACAACCAACAAGACUGCUGUUUAUGGCCACAAAUUUUAUUGAUCAAGAACAGGGGAGAUGAUACCAUAGAAGACGUAGGUGGUGCUGAUGUUGACUACUAGUACUAGUAGCAGCUUAUUUUUCUUACAAACUCAGAUAUUCGACUCUCGUCAGCAUAAUUGUUGUGCAGGCGUUUUUGUACUGUCCUAGUCCUUUCUCUCCAGCGCCUCACUUCUUCAUGACAGCGAUCUUUUUAUGUACGAGGAAUUCGGUUGGGAUUACGAGAGUUACGCGAUGUCGCGAUGGCAGCAUACUCCAAGAAAUCGUGCCAAUUGGCAUACUUGGACCGAUAUCGAGGGAGAAUGCACAAGAGCGCCGUCUGAAAGCUCCGCACGGAAUGCGGCGGCCGCACGAAGCGCAAAACAAGUGCUAGUUAAGGUUGGCCAUGUAGUGUUCCGUAGGUUCUUUUCCAAAUCUGGAUAAUUUUUGUCGAGGCUACCCUCACGAGCCUCGUUGAUUCCAGGACAAUUUAGAUAGUCCCCUCAUGCGACAUAAUGACCCCGAAAGUGAAAAGCCGAUGGAAGAAAGAGGGCCGUCGUUUGAGGCUUACAUAAGAUGGCACAUGUAUGUGAAAGAGGCCUAUCUCUCUGUAUCUAAAUCUAUCUUGGCAGGCUUUUAAUUUGCGCAUACCAUCGGACGGAUGGAAUUAUUUGUCGACGACAGCCCUCACCUUCUAACCUAGAAAUGCGUCAGAGAUUAGGGACGGAAAUUCGCCAGAUAUCAUAUGAGCAGGUGAAAGGCGAGGUUAUCGAAAGCGAUGCUACCGCCCCACGGACUCGCAGUGACGCCGAGACGAAGGCCCUAGCAACCGCAUGGUGGAAGAAGUCGUAUGGUCUUGAUAAUCAGCCGUGUUCAGAACAACUGAAGCUGAUAUUUUUCGUUUGGUAUUGAACAAUGGCGCUGUUCUUUUUAUUUUUGAUGAUCGCUUUAGGACUACGCACUGGCACUUCUUGAUUUUCAAGCAUGGUAUUAUACAUGCUUGAAAUAUCCUUUCUGGACGUGAACGAGGCUGACCCAUGGGACUAGUUGUACUUCUAGUACAGAGCCCCCUUAUUCAUUUAAAGGAUUGCGAGGCCGCGCGCAGCUAUCAGACGCGCUUUGAGCGUGGGGAGUUAGUGCAGUGGGAUGUCAUUAUUGACGAUGGUCUCCACACCCCUCUAGCUAACGACGCUUCUAUGAGCUUUCUCUGGCCUUAUCUCUCAAGACGCAAUGGCCUCUACUUGAUAGAGGAUCUCGAUGGCCACUUGGUGGAGCAAGCCUCUCAUUUUCGCGGAAAGUUCGAUCAGCGAUUCACAAAGGUCAUCCUGAUUGCCCAAGGUACUACUUGUUCGAAAGAAGGUAACGUAACUCCUAGCCUUAGUCAUUGGUACUAAAAAAGAACUGUUAGUACAACUUCUUUCUCUUCUUGUUGAGUUUAUAUGUUUUACAUAGAUGAAGAUGCAUUUCACCUUCACGAUCACGUUCACCGACUUCUUGUCGCCUGUAACGGAGUGUGUGAGUAUGACCACUAGAUUCUUCUCACUUAUGACACAUAAUGUUGUGAGCAACAGCAACUACGACAGGCACGACUGCAUCCUCGAACGUAGUUGCGAUCCAGAAAAGCCCAGGCUCGCCGGGACAUAUAGCCAUCACGGCUCAGCAGUUAGAUCCGAAGUUUCAAAUCCAUCCAGCCCAUUGCUGGCAACGGCGAGAUUUUGGCCAAAGUAAUUGGGUCGGAGAAGCUGUGAACAGAACCUUCGAAAAUUGUUGUUUGGGCUCUCCAAAUGAUCCACUACGACCGCUGUGCUACAAGCCGAUAGAUGCGACAAUUUGGUGGGAGCAAGACUUCUAUUCGCAUGCCUUUAGCGGCAGCAAUUGGCUGGAGCUCUUCUACAUGUCCUCGCUGUGCUGCGCACCGAGAAUCUUACGACCAUGUUGUAUUCGUAUUGUAAAUAGCUAGACCCCAGCACAGUCCGCUAAAGCUGACUAAAUAGAGAUCAUAGAAAAUUCACAGAAGAAGAUAGAAAUAGAAUGGCAGAUGAAGCGGAAUGACUAUCAACCGUUGCCAUAUUUCUAAAUCUUGUUGCGAGAACGCUGAACAAAAACGUGCUGAAGUAUUUCCACGUGCCGACAGUGCAGGAGCGAUUUUUUUCAGAGGAGGCUCACCUAAACGCGACUUCAGAGUCAGAGGAUGGCGAGUUUGAAAAUAUGCUACCGGAAUUAUCACACCGACAGGCAGGUCACGUUGCGAGGUAUUCCCGACGGAGAAAACGGGUCAUCGGGGCGACGCCGCUUUUGUGACUUGACAAACAGCGCAGUUCUUUCCAACCUCGUGGGCAAGAACACAGACUCGACAUCCUCUCGAAUCGUCAACAUUUUUUACCAUUCACUUCUAUCCAUAUCCAUUCAACAAGUUCAACAUCAGUAUCUAAGUAUUUACACAUCUCACAAAUUUGCUAAAAAAUGACUCUGAGAAAAUGUUCUUCUUUUGUUUGAUGGACUAGAAAAUCUAAUGAAUAUCAGACGGUCUUCCGUCUUGUUGAGUAGCUUCUUUUAGCAAGCUAGAGCUCAACUGUCGUCUUUUUACUUGCUCCUUUUGGCACAUCUGACGACUAUGGCGCAGACGCAGACCAUAUCGUAGAUCGCUCACCUGGAUUCGUGUUUUUUGUCGCUUAAUAUGUCCGAACAAAGAAAAA